Messenger RNA from Pneumocystis jirovecii RU7, 3423 nucleotides. RefSeq names its product DNA-binding E3 ubiquitin-protein ligase SNT2. The transcript has 8 exons. Gene Ontology annotation, cellular component: Lid2 complex. The coding region runs from base 1 to 3423 and encodes 1140 amino acids. Gene Ontology annotation, molecular function: chromatin binding; ubiquitin-protein transferase activity. Lineage: Eukaryota; Fungi; Ascomycota; Pneumocystomycetes; Pneumocystales; Pneumocystaceae. The record is from RefSeq and is a predicted model, not a curated record. Gene Ontology annotation, biological process: histone catabolic process.
AUGAAAGAAGUAUCAUCUGAAAACUUAUUACAAUAUUCUACAAGACUUAAAGCACGGUCUAGAAAAUCAUACGACGAAAUGAUUGAUUAUAACAUUGAAGGAAAGCAUCCAACGGAAAAUAGUUCAGAAGAAAAUAAAUCUUUUAUAAACUCACAGAAGUUAUCUACUACUAGACGAAAAAGAAGAAAUACAGAUAAAGUAAAUCAUAUUGCUAGGAUUCAUAAAAUAAAUUAUAUGCAAAAAAAUGGCCAAAAAGAACUUACUUGUACGUUGACGGAUGGAUCAAUUCUUUAUCGCAAUGAUACUAUUUAUUUAGUUUCAGAGCCACCUGGGGAACCAUAUUAUCUUGCAAGAAUUAUGGAAUUUACUUCAAUGAAUAAUGAUCCUAAUGGUUCUAUUAAUGCGAUUCGUGUAAAUUGGUUUUAUAGACCCAGAGAUGUUCAGAAAAAAAUGAAUGAUUCUCGCCAGUUAUUUGCUUCCAUGCACUCUGAUAUAUGUCCUUUAUCGGCUUAUAGAGGGAAAUGUAAAAUAUUUCAUAAAGAUGAAAUAGAGGACCAUGAUGAAUAUCGAAAAACACCAAAUUCUUUUUAUUAUGAUAGACUUUUUGAUCGUUAUAUACAUCGUUAUUAUGAGGUUAUACCUACUCAUAAAGUAACAAACGUUCCAGAUAGAGUAAAAGAAGUUCUUAAGCAACAGUGGAAAUAUGUGAUUGUAGAAAGUGGGCGAGGGAAAGAAUUAGCAAUGCAGCACAGAGGUUGUAAACGUUGUGGAAACUGGUGUUUAAGUACAAAAUCCAUUAGAUGUGCUGUUUGUCAUGAUGACUAUCAUAUGUAUUGUGUUAAACCUCCAUUACUUAAAAAACCCUCAAAAGGAUUUGCAUGGACUUGUACUCCUUGUUCUAGAGCUGAACGUCGUCGCAUAGAAGCUAAUAAAAAUCCAAAAAUUUUCCCAGAAAGACUGUCAAAAAGUAUUAAUUCAAAAAAUAUAGAAAACGAUAAUAAUAAUGAAACCGAAGAUAAUCCUGAUUUAUCUGACGUGACAUCAUCAACAUCGUCCAAUACUUUAGAGUCCAUUGAUUGUAGUCAAAUGGAUGAAAAAAAGAUUUAUAAACAGCCAACUGAACAACAAAAGGCAAUUACUAAAUUAUGGCCAUAUAGAUAUUUAGGAAUACAUUGUAAUGUGGAAGAUGUAUUAGAUUAUGAUGACAGAAUUUAUCCUAGAGCUGCAUCUAGAAUUGGUAGUAAACAUCAGGCAGUUAUUCCAGAACAAAAUGGGACCUUAAUAGAUAAACUACGAACUCCAACAGAUACACGAAAAAGGAAAAAAGGCAAACACAUUUAUAAAUAUUCUAGUAUUUCAGAAGACGAAAUAUCAGAACAGAUCGAUUCACUAACUAAACCUGAUAAUAAUACAAAAACAAGUAAUUCUACUCAUUCUUUUGAAUCAUCUAAUUCAAAAUCAGUAUUUAAUAAAAACUGUUCAUUUUCUAUUAAGAAGAGUAGUAAAUAUGUUUUAAGAGGAAAUGAUGACACAAGUAUAAAGUUAUUUUCAAAACCAGAAAAUAUUCCAGAUAAUUUAAUAGAUACUUAUCUUGAUAAAGUAAGACAUAUAGCCGAAAAACUUUCUUUACCUCCUUUUUCUACAGAUUUUCAAGAUAUGGUAUUAACUACUCUUUAUAAAAAUCACUUUGAUAUAACUGCUGCUAUUUCAAGUUUAUCAUCUUUAACUAGAGGACACCUUAAUAUACCUGAAUUUAAUACUCUUGAAUUACAACAGUUUGAGAAUGCUGUUUCUCAGUAUGGCAGUGAAUUAUAUUUAGUUGCUAAUGAAAUUCCAACAAAGUCUUUGUCACAAGUAAUUAGAUUUUAUUAUUUCUGGAAAAAAACAGCAUCAGGAAGGAAUAUAUGGGGAAAUUAUUCGGGUCGUCGUAAGAAAGAAGAGAAGCUAUUCUCAUCAAAUCACAAUAGAUCAGUAUUAGACUCUUCUUUAUAUUUGACAGAAGAUAUAGCAGACAGCAGUGAUGAUAGUGCAUAUAGUUCUGAAAAAGCUAUAUUAAGACAAAAGAGCUUUAUUUGUAAAUUUUGUUCUAUAACUGAAAGUCGACUUUGGAAACGUGCUCCAGGUGGCUCUGUUAUUUCCGAUAAAAAUGUAGUUACUGCACUUUGUCAAAGAUGCGGGGAAUUAUGGAGGAAAUAUAGUGUACGCUGGGAGCCACCUGAGGAAAUUGCUAGGAAAUUAUCAGAACCUGGUGCACGUUGGAGAAAAAAAAAGUUUGAAGAAGAACUUUUAAAAGAACAAGUUGUUUUUGAAGAAAAAGAAAAAACAGAAGAAAAUAAUGACAAGAGUGGUUUAGGGAAAAGACGUCGUUUAAAAAAUGAAGUAAAAUAUUCAAAAAAAGAUAUGGAUGAUACAUUGAUUUCAAAAGAAAAUUUUACUACAUUAUGCCGUGUUUGCAAACUUUUUGAACCAAAAUCCAUGCUCUAUAGAUGUAGAACAUGUGAACUUAUAGUUCAUAAAACUUGUUAUGGAGUUUCAGUCGAUUCUAAUUCAUGGAAUUGUGAUAUGUGUAUUAAUGAUAAAGCUCCUGUAGUUUCUACUAAUUAUAAAUGUGUACUUUGUUCAGUUCAUAAUAAUUCAUCAUCUGAUUCAAAUUCUUUAUUUAGAGAAGCUCUUAAACAAACAUCAGGAAAUAACUGGGCGCAUGUUGUUUGCGCUGUUUGGAUCCCAGAACUUAAAUUUACUUAUCCAUCUACUUUUCAGCCUAUAGAGGGAAUUGGUGCUAUUUCAUUAGCUAGAUGGCAACAAGUAUGUUCUAUAUGUAAAAAAAAUCAAGGAGCAUGUGCAUUAUGUCAUAUCUGUCAUAUUCCAGUACAUGUGACAUGCGCAAUCAAUGCAGGAUAUAUUAUUGGAUUUGAUAUAGCUUUAGUAAAGGGUUCAAGGAAAGAUAAUGCUAUAACCAUAAAAUUUUGUGGAGAAUAUGGAGUUAUGACCGCUGCUAUAUGGUGUCCUAACCAUAACAUGAAAAAAACAGUAGUUCAUAACAUUAAUGAAUAUGAUUAUGAAUUGAAUAAAUAUGCGAUCAAAGUUUAUGUUGAGAACUAUAAAACAUCUAUGAUUCCUACAAAAAUCGGAAAUAAGCGAAGUGAUACAGAUGUUUAUUUUGGACAUACUACUCCCUUGACUAUUGCAAUUAAAUUAGAAGAACUAAAAAAUCUUAGAAUUAAAGAGCAAUAUUUAACUAUAAAAAAAUUAACAAAAUCAUGUCAUAUAUGCAAAACUGUUAUAUCUCCUAUAUGGUGGCCAAUGAAUAAUAUAGUAUCAGAAUCAACAGAUAUUUCACAUAACAUAACAUCUCUAUAUAUAUGUCAUUUAUGCUAUUUUACUCAAAAAAAAAAAAUUAAUGAUUUUAUAUCUAAUGACUAA